GCGACCGGCUCGAGCCGCUGGGACCUCAUAGGGGGGGCGCGAGGGAGAGCGACGGGCCGCACGCAGAGACCGCGGCCGCCGCUGCUGCUAACUCUUCUUUUAUUUUUCUUUAUUUACUUUUUCUCCCUUUUUUAAAAAAAUAAUUAACAGCGAGACAUCGCCGUCGGCUGCCGGAACGUACUUUCCCCCCAGUCUUGCGGAGGAGUAAAGGUCACCUGCGCUGGCUGUCCGGAGAGGGGAUUGAAGUUUGGGUUCUCCUCCGCCCGGCCCGAAUCAUUUUCUGGGCCGUCGGUCAACUUUUCAUCGGUUCCGGUUCUGAUGUUGUUUUAAAUUGUGCGCGUUAACAAAAGUAUCCGCUUCAAAGUUUUCUGCCAGAUCAGGUUUUAGUUUCUAAUUCCUUAUUUUACCUUUUUUUUCUUUCUUUUUUUUUUUUUUUUAAAAAAACGACACAGCCAGCGCCCCCAUGAAACUUUUUUCCACCCCCCCAGACCGAUAGCUGUGGUCCAAGGGAUUUGUCCGGCCCAAAAAGAGACGGGCUGGUGUUGGGCUCGAUCGGGGGAGCAGCGGGGCAAACUUUUAUUAUACCGUAAGGACAUUUCGGCGAGUUAUUCCCUUAGCAACAAUGAGGACUGUUAAACCGCACUGAGAGGAAGGAAAUUCAACCCAAAAAGCGGCCUGACUCCCUCCCCCAUCAGCCGGCGCUCCUGGUAACCUCACCCCUUAAUGAGGAAGAUGGCGGCCUCUUCUGUGAAAGUGGCGGUGAGGGUGCGGCCCUUCAACUCCCGCGAGACCAGUCGCAGCGCCAAGUGUGUCAUCCAGAUGCAGGACAAUUCAACCUGCAUCUCCAACCCCAAGCAGCCCAAGGACACGCCCAAGACCUUCACCUUUGACUACUCUUACUGGUCUCACACCUCGGCCGAGGAGCCGGGCUUCGCCUCCCAGCGGCAGGUUUACCUGGACAUCGGCGAGGAGAUGCUGCUGCACGCCUUCGAGGGCUACAACGUCUGCAUCUUUGCCUAUGGCCAGACGGGCGCCGGCAAAUCCUACACCAUGAUGGGCAAGCAGGAGCCCGACCAGCAGGGAAUCAUACCACAGCUCUGUGAGGACCUCUUCAAGCGCACCGUGGACAACGCCAACCCCGAUCUCUCCUUCUCUGUGGAGGUGUCCUACAUGGAGAUCUACUGCGAGCGCGUCCGGGACCUGCUGAACCCCAAGAGUAGGGGCAACCUGCGGGUGAGGGAGCACCCCAUCAUGGGCCCCUAUGUGGAGGACCUCUCCAAGCUGGCCGUCACCAGCUUCGACGACAUCGCCGACCUCAUGGACAGUGGGAACAAGGCCAGGACAGUGGCUGCUACCAACAUGAAUGAGACGAGCAGCCGCUCACACGCCGUCUUCACCAUCGUCUUCACCCAGAGACGCCACGACCAGAUGACCAACCUGGACACGGAGAAGGUCAGUAAGAUAAGCCUGGUCGAUCUGGCAGGAAGUGAACGCGCUGACUCCUCUGGAGCGAAAGGCAUGAGGUUAAAGGAGGGAGCCAACAUUAACAAGUCCCUCACGACCCUGGGGAAGGUCAUCUCUGCCCUGGCUGAAAUGCAAAGUAGCAAAAAAAAGAAAUCAGAUUUCAUACCGUACAGAGACUCUGUACUAACCUGGCUCCUCAAAGAAAACCUUGGUGGUAACUCUCGCACUGCCAUGAUUGCUGCCCUCAGCCCAGCGGACAUCAACUACGAGGAGACCCUCAGUACCCUCCGAUACGCAGACCGGGCCAAACAGAUACGUUGCAACGCCGUCAUCAACGAGGACCCCAACGCGCGCCUGAUCCGCGAGCUGAAGGAGGAAGUGAGCCGUCUGCGGCAGCUGCUGUUCUCCCAGGGCCUGAGCUCCGAGCUCCUCACUGCUGCUGGUUACGAGAUGAACAACAACCAGGCCACAGGUGCAGGACUUGCCAGCGCGGCCCCCUCCCCCGGAAACAAGGCCGAGCACUCGGAGCAUCCCCCUGCCCCCGGGUCCGAACCCAUCGCCGACGGCGAGGUUCCCGCUUCCUCCGACGAGUUCCAGGGAGGUCAGGUGGUCAUCAGCAAGGAGGAGGCCGUGGAGAUGCUGGCGGAAACUGAAAAAAUCAUCGCCGAGCUGAAUGAGACCUGGGAGGAGAAGCUGAGGAAGACGGAGUCCAUCCGUCUGGAGAGGGAGGCUCUGCUGGCGGAGAUGGGCGUGUCAAUCAGGGAGGACGGUGGCACGGUGGGGGUCUUCUCCCCCAAAGGGACGCCACACCUGGUGAACCUGAACGAGGACCCACUGAUGUCAGAAUGCCUGCUGUAUUACAUCAAAGAUGGCGUCACAAGAGUGGGCCGCAAGGAGGUGGACAUCCGCCUGAGCGGACAGUUCAUUCAAGAGCAGCACUGCAUCUUCUACAGCCGCGUUAAUGAGGGCGGAGGAGUGGACGUGACCCUGGAACCGCUGGACGGGGCAGAAACCUACGUCAAUGGCAAGCAGAUCACGGAGCCCCUGGUGCUGAAACAAGGCAACCGCAUUGUGAUGGGAAAGAACCACGUGUUCCGCUUCAACCACCCGGACCAGGCGCGGUUGGAGCGGGAGCGCAGCGCCUGCAUUGAGCAGCAGGGGGAGCCAGUGGACUGGAACUACGCUCAACGGGAACUGCUGGAGAAGCAGGGCAUCGACAUCAAGUUUGAGAUGGAGAAGAGGCUGCAGGACCUGGAGAGUCAGUACCGGCGGGAGAAGGAGGAGGCGGACCUGCUGCUGGAGCAGCAGAGACUGUAUGCUGACUCUGACAGUGGGGACGACUCAGACAAGCGCUCCUGCGAGGAGAGCUGGAGACUCAUCUCCUCCCUGAGGGAGAAGCUGCCAGCCAACAAGGUGCAGACUAUAGUGAAACGCUGUGGCCUCCCCAGCAGUGGAAAGAAACGGGAGCCCAUCCGGGUGUACCAGAUCCCCCAGCGGCGGCGCAUCAGCAAGGACCCGCAGCGCCUCACCAUGGCUGACCUGAAACUGCAGGCCGUGAAGGAGAUCUGCUACGAGGUGGCGCUGGGCGACUUCCGGCACUCGCGGCAGGAGAUCGAGGCACUGGCCAUCGUCAAGAUGAAGGAGCUCUGCCGCAUGUACGGCAAGCGGGACCCCGGCGAGCGCGACAACUGGCGCCUGGUGGCGCGGGACGUCUGCGAGACGGUGGGCAUUGGGGACGAGCAGGGCGGAGGCCUGGACGGCGGGGGCGAGGGGAGCGGCGAGGGCGGCAAGGCCGGCGUGGGGGAUCUGAAGGCGCACAUCGACAAGCUGACCGACAUCCUGCAGGAGGUUAAGCUGCAGAACAACAUGAAGGACGAGGAGAUCCGAGCCCUGAGGGACCGCAUGGUCAAGAUGGAGAGCAUCAUCCCCGCCAUCGGGACUCAGGAUGAUGGCAGUGCUGAGGAGGAAGAGGAGUUCCAGCAGGAGCCCAGAGAGCUAGAGGAGCAGCAUGACUGCUCCAUGGGAGACCUCCCGAAGAAGGAGCGCAUCACCAAGCUGAUGGAGGAGGACCCUGCGUUCCGGCGAGGCCGCCUGCGCUGGCUGCGGCAGGAGCAGAUCCGGCUGCAGAACCUGCAGCAGCAGCAGAUCACCAAGGGCUGCGGCGGGGUGGGUGGGCAGGGGCCCUUCCUGCCAGGAAUGGGCCGCUUCAUCCCGCCGCAGGAGUGCAAGCUGCGCUUCCCCUUUAAGAGCAACCCGCAGCACCGCUACUCCUGGGGCCCUGCUGCCGCAUUCAUGCUGGGCCUGGGGGGCGGCGAGGACAGCCAGGGGGAGGCCGGAGAGGAGCUGCAGGGCCAGGCUGGGGGAAUGGAGGCCCCACACGCCCCUUCGCCCCCACCGCCUGCCUCCACCCCCCCCGGAGGCCCUGUCAUGCCCCUCCUCCCUCCCCCCUUCCAGCUACCCAUACCUCUGCCCAAUGCCAUGCCGGGGGGCGGAGGCCAACACCGUAUCCGCACACCUAGCCCCCAUCGGGCAUGGCAGCAGCGUAACUAUGGCAACAACCACCAUGGCAACCCGCCGUUCCCUCAUCAGCAGCAGCCGCGGCAGUACCGCCGGAACUCCUUGGACAGCUCGUCUUCUCUGAACAACCACAACUACAACGGCAACUUCAGCCAUGGCCGCCAGGGGCACCCGCGCUACCGCCGGCAGUCCCCCGGGCCUGGGCCCAGGCCGCAGGAGCGGGACUCGCUCCCGUUCCUCCAGGAUGGAUCCUUCCAGAACCCACGCAAGCCUGGCAUGCACAACCAUCACCACCACCCGUACCACAACCACCACCAGCAGCACCACGUUCACAGGGGGGGCACCGGCUUCCUCGAUGGGGACAUACCCCCACCCAAGAAUUACACGCCCCAUGAGCACCCUGGCACGGGCGAGCUCCAGAAAUUCCCGGGUUACACGACCCCCCCACGGAUGCGGAGGCAGUUUAGCGCCCCGGAUCUGAAGAACAGGGAGACUCCGGUCUGAGGGUGCCACCCCCACCCAGCAUCCAUCACUCCCCAUCCUGCCCCAACGCCAAACCUCCUGCACCGGACAGCAAUCAUCAGUCCCCACACCCCCCUCCCCCAACAAAUUUGUGGGCAGGUCUGCCCCUUUGCUAUAUACUGCUUAUUAUCCCUUCUCCUUUUCUCUCUACAUGAUGUCAUAACAGGGGGGGCGGGGGGGCUAGGUUUGAGCGAUCUCACCACACAUCUAAACCAAGCACUUAAUUUACCCGGGCAGCACUCACAUUGGCCAUGAGAGGGCGACGUGUCACGCAGCAUUGUGUCCAUUCACUGUUAAACCAACAAGGCAGAAUGCAUUUGUAAAUAACGGGGACUUUAACUUGGUUUUUAAAUGAGUUCUAUGGCUCCACUUGACGCUGUCCUGUCCUGGUGGGGGGCCCUGGAUCUCGCGGGGGUGGGACAUUGACAGCCCUCUCAGUGUCUCCUCUACAUUAACAGUACUUACACUUCCUGGCUUUACCCCCCCCCCAGACGCUUGCACCCGGAGCACGCCGGCCCCUUGGGCUGUGGACCUCGACCUCAGACACAUGACCUCUUCACACUGUAACUGAUUGGACGCUGUGGUUUCUGUGUUUGGGAGGUAGAAGCGUCGCUGUGUGAUGCGACUGUGCUGCCUUACACAGAUUCCGUGUGUGUGUGUGUGCGUGCGCGCGUGUGUGUGUCUCGAGAGCUCUCUCCGUGUCAGUCUGUAUACGUGUUUUAUAUAGACGUAAGUGUCCGAAGCGGACACUAGGGGGAGCGUUGAAACCGUCGCUGAAGUUUUAGCUACUGAAGCACCCAAAGAAAGCAGUUUUGGGGGUGUCAGAGGACUCCGGUUUGUAACCAGCCCUUUGCCACCAAACUGCAUGUCAUUUGUGUAAAAUGUUAACCUUUUUUUUUAAUCGUGUUUUUUUUUUUUUGUUAAAUGCUGCCCCCUUCAGGUUGCAGUUGGAUGGGUCAGGUAAAAAAAAAAAUAAAAAAAAAAGACCUCAGCUCCUUGACGCACCUUAUAAUCCUCGUAUUAACAAUAUAAUCAUUGAAGCUAGUGUCCCUGGGACUGGUUUGCAUGUAGGAGAGGGGAAGGAUGGUGAAAUUUUAUUUCAAAGCAGCAGUAGUAGUCACUGCUUUUGUUUUAGCUUUUGUUUGAAUCUUUUUAGUAUGUAUAUUAUUUGGAAGGGUGUUUUAGAAUUUGAGAUGUUCUCUGACCGCUCUGGAGCCGUGGUUCCCAUGGCCAAUCAGUUGGCAGCAGGGUUCAGGCCUUCAUUGUGUGGCAGCCAAUCAGGUGGCAGAGUGCAGGCCGCUUCCAUCCGUGGGAGAGCAGCUUGGCGAAGCGUUUGUAGGAGGGGCCUGGGAGGAGAACCUGCUGUAACCUGUCAGGCUGCCUUGCACGACGGUGGGUUUUUAUAUCUCUGGAGAUCUCAGAGUUGUAGAAAUAUCUCAGACAGUCUGAAGAGCUUAAGGAUGAAACCUCAAACGAUUAGGAUAUGAAUAGGGUAAUCUCACUGAUCUGUCCAUUGGGGCAAAAAACACUAGGUUAUAAAUCAUCAUACCAGGUGGGGGCUUUGAUUGACGUGCUCUGCACUGUGGGUGAUUGGGUUUGGUUAGCAUAAAACACGAGGGGGGGAUGUAGAACAGAGAUAGGAUGAACCUCUUCCGUAAAUGAAACCACGGGAAAUGGUGACAUAUAGCAUUCUGGAACACUAAAACGCACAAGGUUCCCAACACACUCAAACCUAUAGCGUGAUGCAAGCAAUCGUGCCCUACCUCUCCACACUGUCCCCUUGAGGUGACAUCAUCACCCGGGGCCGAUGGCGUGGGCUGCCAGUUAUAGAGGUUCCUCGCAUUCAGUAGGUCUCUGUACCGUUGGGGUCAUUCACUUUACUGAGAGUCCAUUUGGAACUGAUACCGCAACUUGCACUUGCAUAUAUACAGCCGCAGAAAAAAAUUGAGAACACAGCACUCAUUUCUCAAUUUUUUUUUGCAAACUGCAGUCUGGAGAUUCUCUGUUUCUCCUUGAUAAAGGGCUUCUUUGCUUUAUGGGUCUUCGGUCCUGCUUCAAGGACUGAUAUUAACUGUCCUAGCAGUGCACUUCACACCUGCACUUAAUGUUUCCCAUUCCUUUCGAAGGUCACUUGAUGUCAUCCUACGAUUCUUGAGAAACUGUUGUAUAAGUUGUCAUCUCUGGCAGAAAGUCACUUCCGCCCUCUACCUGACCUGGUUCCUGGUCAUUCCCAGUGUCUCCUGCUUCACAUUGUUCUUGUGUCCUACUGUCUUACAAAUGAUGAACCUGGAAGCAACUCAUUGCUCAGCGUAGCCUUCUGCCAGCAGAACCAGGAUUAAACCAGGAUUAACAAAUGCAGAUUUGUUUAAAAAAUAUAGAGUGGUCUCAAUUUUCUUUACGGCUGUAUACCAUGUUUUGCAUGCCGGGGGCAUGUAGGCAGGCUGGGAGAGGGGGGAGUUAGCCAGAUGAAAGAGAGAGAGAGGGUGGUAUGUGGGUUUGAAUCAUGCUAUCAUUUAAGGCUGAAGAGCACACAGAAUGUGAUGGAGAAAGUGUAAUACGCCAGUGGAAAUGGUGCCAAAUGUCAUGGGCUGAGGAUACAUUAGUGGCUGUAUGCUGUUGAGAGUUAUCAGUGUUAAAGGUUAGUUGUAAUUGGUCAGAGGAUGAGAGAUGGGUUAGUUAUUGCUGGUCUGUGAAUGUUUAGUAAAAUAUAAGUGCCAUGCAUAAGUAUGGGGUUUUAAAGGGGUUUGUGAUCUUUAGGGUAGUCAGCGUUAUCUGCCAAAGGUUGACUUCACCUCAGGUUACCCAUUUUUUGUUAAAAUGUGCUGGUUUCUGGAAAUAGUAGUGUGCCCCCCUCUGUGUGGAGGACUUUACUGCAGGACUUGUGCCUGACACAACUAUAAGGCAAGGAGAGGCGAAAAGGCUGGAGUGAGACUCUGUUGAAACAAGUGUUGUGAUAAUGUGAAACCCCCCCCUCCCUCCCCUCAGUGUCCCACGAUUCAGACCUAUCAGAAAGGGUUUGCAGACAGCAGGAGAAUUACCCCCCAGGGCAUAAAAAUGGUUUGUCCCGGUCUUCCUGGCUAAGACCCUCGCAUUGACUGAAGUGGGUGUUUUUUUUAAUGCUUUUUCCGGAAUUAGUGUAGGAAUGUGCGUAUCGUGAACGCAAACCUGAGGACGAGGAUCAGACCUUUUCUAAAUAGGAGCACCCCACUGACUUGACGAGUACUGUACAUGUGCGGUAGGACGGAGGUGCGGAUGAGAGUGACGUGGGGGGGGAGACAGACUCGCCGUAAUAAAUUCAGCUGCUCCAUCCCCUUCCUCAUUUUACAGAUGUUAUAAAUUAAUCGUUAAAUAAAUAUUACCGUUUCAUUCUCUUGAUUUUUUUUUCUGUUAUUGUAUUAGGACAAUCUGUUAGUGUGUUUCUGACAUUUCUACUUUUUUCCUGUUGUGUUUCUGACAUUAAACAAAACAGGCUUCUCUGGCUUUACUUACUUACUUUUAAUGGGAGUUGUUUUUAAUCGUUCACUGCAUUUGCUCUCCACUCUUCCGUAAUUCUUUGAUCUCUCUCGUCUUUUUAAUUAUGCUAAUGAGCUAACACACUGCUGAUGCUGCUCGGAGUGUCUCGGCUGGGAAGGCCUGCCGAUUUAAGGCCUCCUGCCCCUAAAAGGUUCCUUGCCGUCUAAGGUUUACAAAGCAAAAGAGGCGGCAAUAUGAAUUAUCUUCUAAUGAGUGGAUUUUACAUCCGGCUGAGAGAGAGAGACAGAGUGUGAGCGAGGCGAUCCGCAGUUGUGUCUUGGGAUUUGGAUAUAUCAAAAUAAGUCCCCCCCCCCUCCCCCGCUGUGUCUCAGUGCCCCAUGAGCUGAUGUUCAUUUUCCUUUUGUUACUUGAGUCCUUCAUUUAAAUGUUUUUUUUUCUCUCCCAUUGAUUUUAUCAGUUGUCUGAAAGAAGGCAGGACUGUUGUAAAGUUUGUGGUCAUUUGAGCUUGUGACAAUGCAUAAAUAAAGGCGAACCUGAACGGGUCGGUCUCGGGAA
Paramormyrops kingsleyae is the source of this 8532-nucleotide messenger RNA. It is a transcript of the gene kif1ca, whose product is annotated as kinesin family member 1C, a. The record is from RefSeq and is a predicted model, not a curated record. Gene Ontology annotation, biological process: microtubule-based movement. NCBI's taxonomy places the organism in Eukaryota, Metazoa, Chordata, Actinopteri, Osteoglossiformes, Mormyridae. Gene Ontology annotation, molecular function: microtubule binding; microtubule motor activity; ATP binding.